CGCAGUCCCGGGAGCGAUGGCAGCCGGUGGCGGUCUGAGCCGCUCGGAGCGCAAGGCGGCUGAGCGGGUCCGGAGGCUGCGAGAGGAGCAGCAGCGGGAGCGCCUCCGCCAGGUGUCACGCAUUCUGAGGAAGGCGGCUGCAGAGCGCAGCGCGGAGGAGGGCCGGCUUCUGGCCGAGAGCGAGGAUCUGGUGACCGAGCUGCAGGGUCGGAGCCGGCGGCGUGAGGGCCUCAAGCGGCGCCAAGAGGAGGUGUGUGAUGACCCAGAGGAACUGCGGAGGAAGGUCCGCGAACUGGCGGGAGCUGUCCGGAAUGCCAAACACUUGGUGGUCUACACAGGCGCUGGGAUCAGCACGGCAGCUUCUAUCCCAGAUUAUCGGGGCCCUAAUGGGGUAUGGACACUGCUUCAGAAAGGAAGAAGUGUGAGUGCUGCUGACCUAAGUGAAGCAGAGCCUACUCUCACCCACAUGAGCAUCACCCGUUUGCAUGAGCAAAGGCUGGUGCAGCAUGUGGUGUCUCAGAACUGUGAUGGGCUCCAUCUGCGCAGCGGGCUGCCACGGACUGCCAUCUCAGAGCUCCAUGGGAAUAUGUAUAUAGAAGUCUGCACUUCCUGCAUCCCUAAUAGAGAAUAUGUACGAGUGUUUGAUGUGACAGAGCGUACUGCCCUUCACCGACACCAGACUGGCCGGACCUGCCAUAAGUGUGGGACUCAGCUGCGGGACACCAUUGUGCACUUUGGGGAGAGGGGGACAUUAGGGCAGCCUCUGAACUGGGAGGCGGCGACCGAGGCUGCUAGUAAAGCAGACACGAUCCUGUGUUUAGGGUCCAGCUUGAAGGUACUAAAGAAGUAUCCUCGCCUCUGGUGCAUGACGAAGCCUCCAAGCCGGCGGCCCAAACUCUACAUUGUGAACUUGCAGUGGACCCCAAAGGAUGACUGGGCUGCUUUGAAGCUUCAUGGGAAAUGCGAUGAUGUAAUGCAGCUCCUCAUGGAUGAACUGGACCUGGAGAUCCCUGUCUACAACCGGUGGCAAGACCCCAUUUUCUCCUUGGCAACUCCCCUCCGUGCUGGUGAAGAAGGCAGCCAUAGCAGGAAGUCGCUGUGCAGAAGCAGAGAAGAAGCCACACCUGGGGACCAGAGCGCCCCGCUCAGCUCGGCUCCCCCCAUCCUAGGAGGCUGGUUUGGCAGGGGCUGUGCCAAACGUGCAAAAAGGAAGAAAGCGGCAUAGCCAGGCGCUGGCAGAACAGUUGGCACUUUGCAGACGGCUUUGAGUCUUGUUCAGGGGCCUGUGUCACCGUGAAGGCUGCAGUGCCCCACAGGACCUAGUAGGAAGAACUCUUGCGGGUGACACUUCACGGUGUCGUUUUCUUAGCCAUUUGCCCUUGUGGGAAACCUCCCUUGCACUGUUGUGGUUGCCCCAAAUGGGCUUGACUUUCAAGGACAUCCCUCCCAUCCACCCCUGUACAAAGGUGGCAGCAAGGUCUUUGUGGAAACAGAGCUCCGGUCUCUCCCAGCCUGGCCAGCAGAGGAGCCCACCACUGCCUUACCUCACUCUCCAGGCUAGUCUCAGGGCCUCCCUAUUUCUACUACUUAACUACUAAAAGUGUUCACUUUAUAGAAACCUUUUUCUGUGUUGAGUAUGCGGCACAGGGGCGGAUCUAAGCCUCCAGUCUGAGCAAGUCUUAUUAAACAUCUCUCUACUGC
Peromyscus eremicus (cactus mouse) is the source of this 1701-nucleotide messenger RNA. It is a transcript of the gene Sirt7, whose product is annotated as sirtuin 7. Bases 17 to 1225 code for a protein of 402 amino acids. The record is from RefSeq and is a predicted model, not a curated record. Gene Ontology annotation, molecular function: NAD+ binding. The transcript has 10 exons. NCBI's taxonomy places the organism in Eukaryota, Metazoa, Chordata, Mammalia, Rodentia, Cricetidae.